AUGAGAGACCAACUCGAGCUCAAUUCACCAUCUGUGAUAGAAACAAGCUCUCCUCAGAUGACAACAGUUAGUGCUUCACCAGCUGGUUCUGUACUUCUUGACUCCUCUCAUCCCUUUUACCUUCACCCUUCAGAUUCACCUGGCAUGCUUCUUGUUAAAACUGCUUUUGAUGGAAAAGUAUAUGGGGGUUGGAGAAGAGGAAUGCUCAUAGCCUUGUCUGUGAAAAACAAGAUAGGGUUCAUUGAUGGAAUCUUCCUUCAACCCAAAAUCUCUUCUGAUGUUUUCAAAUUUUGGACCCGUUGUAAUGACAUUGUCAUUUCUUGGCUAUUGAACUCUCUUUCUAAAGCAAUAGCAGAGAGUGUUCUAUACUCCAAGACAGCAAAGGACAUCUGGGAUGAGCUUGAAGGAAGGUUUGGUCAGAGUAAUGGACCACAAUUUUAUCACCUACAAAAGGAGAUGACUGAGUCAACACAAGAAAAUUUAGAUAUAGCAGGAUACUAUACUAAGCUGAAAAGGCUCUGGGAUGAGUUGGACAGCCUGGAUGUGUGUCAACACUGCACCUGUCCCUGUAGAUGUGGUGGUAAAAUAAAAAACUUUAAAUCUCAGCAAGAUAGCAGACUCAUUCAGUUCCGUAUCGGACUGAAUGAUGCUUAUGCAGCAGCCAGAAGCAAUCUACUUAUGCUAUCACCAUUGCCUUCAGUCAACCAUGCCUACUUUUUACUUAUCAGAGAUGGGAAGCAAAGAGAAGUAUAUAUUUCUCACCAUCCAGUUGAAAGUUCCUUUGUUGCUGCUCAACAGUCCUAUGGAGGGCAAAAGGUGACCUCUGCUAAGAAAUUCAACACAGAAAUAAAGAAAGGAACUCAGUUCUGCAACUAUUGCAAUAAGCAGAAUCACACUAUAGAAAACUAG
This is a messenger RNA of Nicotiana tabacum (common tobacco), 909 nucleotides long. RefSeq lists its product as uncharacterized. Lineage: Eukaryota; Viridiplantae; Streptophyta; Magnoliopsida; Solanales; Solanaceae. The record is from RefSeq and is a predicted model, not a curated record.